Molecule: messenger RNA, 791 nt
Organism: Juglans microcarpa x Juglans regia
Lineage: Eukaryota; Viridiplantae; Streptophyta; Magnoliopsida; Fagales; Juglandaceae
Product: thioredoxin M-type, chloroplastic-like
Exons: 2
Coding region: 98-652 (184 amino acids)
Cellular component (GO): cytoplasm
Molecular function (GO): protein-disulfide reductase activity; oxidoreductase activity, acting on a sulfur group of donors, disulfide as acceptor
Source: RefSeq, a predicted model, not a curated record
AAAUGUAAACUUAAAGCAAAAAGAAUCAAUAGAAAAUCUUGUAGUCAUACUCUUUGAAAAAACAAAAACAAAAAAUACACAACUGUGGAGGAAAAGAAUGGCUCUCAUGGAGAACUGUUUUCAAGUUAGCACAGUAUGCACUACAAGAGCUGCUGCUCUACAAUGUUACCAUCCAUUUUCUUCAAAAGAAAAACUUCAUCUCCCGACAUGUAAUGUAUUUAAGAAUUCCAUACUAACCUCUUCUUUAUCAUCUUCAUCUUACCCUCAUUCCCUCAGCACCAGAUUCCGAAAAUCAAGCAUUGUCUGCAAAGCUCGUGAAGCUCUGAAUGAAGUUCAAGUGGUGACAGAUUCAAGCUGGGAUGGCCUUGUCAUUGCAAGUGACAACCCAGUUCUGGUGGAGUUUUGGGCACCAUGGUGCGGACCAUGUAGGAUGAUUGCACCCGUGAUUGAUGAACUAGCAAAAGAAUAUGCAGGAAAGAUUCUCUGCUGCAAGGUUAACACAGAUGACUGUCCCAACAUUGCCACCAAGUAUGGAAUAAGAAGCAUUCCAACCGUACUGUUUUUCAAGAAUGGAGAAAAGAAAGAGAGUGUGAUUGGUGCAGUGCCUAAGUCCACCUUAUCUGCUACCGUAGAGAAAUAUAUAGAGGCCUGAAAAAACAGAAAUGAUAAACAAUUGCCUUGCCUUUUGGCUCAAAGGGCUCCAAUGUUGUUGUGUUCAUGAAAUUAUCAUUCAUUCGAGACAGUAUUCAGGACCAUCUUCAUUAUGUUGAACUGUUAUCGUUUUACUUGUA